Messenger RNA from Rubroshorea leprosula, 3996 nucleotides. NCBI's taxonomy places the organism in Eukaryota, Viridiplantae, Streptophyta, Magnoliopsida, Malvales, Dipterocarpaceae. The record is from the annotation of a GenBank genome assembly.
ACAUCAUAAACUGCAUAUAAUCCGUCUGAACAGUCUGUUGUGUAAAACAAUUUUUUCUACAUGAAAUCUAUCUUCCUCACAUUUCUCUUCUCUUCUCUUCAUUUACGCACACAUUACAUGGUUUCAUCAAUAGACCAGACGGCGCGCCAUACAACUGCGCACAUUUCAUACCUAGGCGGCAUGCCUUCGGGCGACUGGAAUGGCUUUGCGUCCAGAAAAUCGGGGAUUUCUCGACAUUGAUAUCUACUUCGGUUCAACUUGCCUUCGGCAGCUAGCAAAGGAAAAUAUACUAUUUGGGCUCAGACAAGAUUGUGUUGUGUGGCAUUUUGUACAGAAGUAGAAGAUGUCAUCUUGAUGAGCACUAUGUUUCCUGUGUCCUUCCUUUUUCAGAUGGUUGCUGCCUCCCUCCUGGAGAAAUACAAAAUUGAUCCAACUCAAAUUGGACACCUAAAAGUUGGUAGCAAGAGAGUGAUUGACAAGGACAAGUCCAUUGAGACCUUCUUGAUGCAAGUCUUUGAGGAAAUGUGGUAGCACUGACAGACUCAACAAAUGCAUGUUAUGUUGGAAUUGUGGCAGUGUGGCUUUAUUCAAUUGUGUUAAUUGGGUGGAUAGCGUGAUAUGAUAUUUUGAAAGAGGAGUAUAGAAUUUAGUUUUUUUAUAAUUGAAAAAAUUACCAUGAUUUGAGCUGGAAAUUAUUUAAAUUAAGUGGUUUGCAUGGCAGGCAUCUUGAGCGUUGAAUAACUAUAUUUUAAGGUUUCCAUUUGUUAUUCAUUCAUGAGAAUAAUGCAAGCAGCUUCACUGCAGUGAUUUUGGAGUUAAUCUACGUGGUAGACUCAGACAAAUGGAUGAAUGCUACCAAAGGAUAGAUGCUUAAAUUGAUGAAAAGAACAGUUGCUUUUUGUAGGUUUAUGUGGAAGGACCAGCAUGGUCUGCUGGAGGGACAGCUGCAGUCACCAUGCUUAUUGGGCCAAAUGCUUCAUCCUCUUUGAGGUUGUUGAUGGUAUCUUGUGAAAAACUUGUUAUCUCGUGGCACUUGAUUUGUACUACAGGCAUUUCUGUGAGAAAAAUUGAAGGGCAGACCAUUUUCAAUUUCAGAUGCUGAUUAUUUUGUGUUCCAUUCUUCCUAUAAUAAGGUUUAAGUUAGAACCUAGAUUGUGAGACCAAAUUUCAUUAAGUUACUUCCUUGUGAACUCUUUCAAUGUUUUGAUCCGUUUGCUUUCAUUUGUGAACUAUCACUGAAGCUUGUGCAAAAGACUUUUGCCCAUUAUACUUCAAUGAUUUCUUGAAGAAUGCCAGGUUUGUCUUAAUUUGCUUCUCACAUAUCAUCUUCUGCAAUGGGUGUUUUGUUUCAUUUUCUAAUUCUAACACAUUCCACUUUAAUUUUAAAGAACAAUAUGACUACCUCUGUUUGAAGAGCUGGGGCCUUGUUUGAAGCAGUGCAAGUUAACAAAUGGUUCAACUGAGCUUAACUCAUGAAACUCCAGCUUUAGAGGUGUCAACUAUAGGAAGAGAAAAGAGCAACAUGACUAAAGUUUCCAAGUUUUGUUGAUAAGGUAGCAAAAUAGGAGCUAGCCCCACUUUUAGACCUGUAUGGUAACAAGAACCAUAAGAACCAGGAUCUUGAAAGGUAAGGCAACACGUUGCAAAAAAAUCUCUAUGAUUUAAAGGUGCAACCAUCUACCCUAAUACCAAAACAAGUUGGUAACAUGUGCACUGCAUCUCUGAAUGCAUCAUUUCUGUCUUCACAAUAUAUGUAGCUCUCUGGGAGGCAAGCAGGUAGUCAUGUUUUGAUAUGGGAGUGGUUGACUGCUGCAAUGUUUUCCAUAAACUUCAAAAUGGUCAAGAUGCUACAGCUUGCGGAACAUUGCGAAAGUGUUUAAUGUUUCAGAGGAGUUGAAAUCUAAGACACGAGUUUCCUCCCAUAAGAUUUGUCGACACCAUGAAGCUUAUGGAGUAUCAAUUCGAGCUAAAGACUUUGUGACAAGCAAGGAAAGUAUUGUUACCAGGCACCUAUUAUCUCACUGACAUGAUUUACGGUUAGAUUUAAUGACGGGAGGCCUAACAGUGACACUAUUUCUUCACCACUAGAGAUUGGUUUAGAAGAUAACAGCCUUUGACAUCUUUUUACCAUAGAAAUCGAAAAGGUAAAUCGUUUUUGUUAUCUGUUAACGCGUUAUGAUUUCCACAAAAGGUAAAUCGUUCAUAUUGCCUCACUAGGUACUUGAUUAUGCACUCAAGUCAGCUGUCAGAAUCUUCCUUUUGGCGUAACGGUGGUUCAGUAGAAAUAGGUGAUAAGCAAACACCGAUGCCAACCAAGCUACAAUGCCUUUUUAUUUCUUUUCUUUUGAUUAAUGAGACACCCACUAGGGUCGAGGAAUGGUAGAUGGCAAAGGAACUGGGUUUGUAUAGGAAACAGAAUCACAUGUUUGCCUUCGUUAAACCAAUAUUUCUUCCCCUCUAUUUUCUCGACUGUUUGAGAAAAAAAUUCAAAACCAGUCAACUGAUCCUCUGUGCCCCUGAAAAAACCGUAGAAAUUAGGGUUUCUGAAAAAAUAAAAUCUGUAAAAAGCUCGUGUCUUUUGGGCUUAGUCCUGUGUUUGCUUUUCUGGGUUUCGAUUGUUUUUGUUUGAUCUUUUCUGGGUAUUAAUCAAUUUUUAUGUUUUGGUCAUCGGAUAGGUGCAAAAAUGGAGUCCAAGCGUAAGAAGAUGAUUGAAGAAAUUGACGACGGUAUCAGCAAUAAGACGACGAUGAUCGUCAACCCGCGUGAUAAUCACAACGAGGAAGACGGUGACACCACCUUCACGGCGAAAAAUGCCGCCAAUUUUGUGGACCCGAGUACGCCCAUGAAAGAAGAAGACCUGACGGACACGGAGCCUCAGGAAUUCGUUCAAGGGCUUGUGCAAGUGACGCCGGACCAAAUCAAUCCGUCGUUGGCACCGAAACCCGCCAAGCGCCCCUCGAGAGACCGACACACCAAAGUGGAAGGUCGCGGUCGUAGGAUCCGUAUGCCCGCGACGUGUGCGGCCAGGAUUUUUCAGCUGACUCGGGAACUCGGCCACAAGUCUGACGGUGAAACAAUUAAGUGGCUGCUGGAACACUCGGAGCCGGCAAUUAUUCAAGCCACAGGUACCGGCACAGUUCCGGCAAUCGCUGUGUCUGUCAAUGGCACUCUUAAGAUCCCAACUUCCUCCAACCAGGAGGACGGCGAGCCCAGAAAGCGUAAACGGCCGUCUCAUAGCGAGUUCGUCGACGUUACCGAUCACCAAAAGUCGGUCUCUUCUGGGCUAGCACCCAUUACGCCAAUCGCUUACAAUGGCAUCAAUGUUAAUCCGCAAGGGUUAGUCCCGGUAUGGCCAAUGGGCGCAUUCGGCGUGCUUCCCGCUGCUGCUGCCGGUUCUACCCAGGCACAAUUAUGGGCGAUCCCGGCCACCGCAACACCGUUUUUCAACAUGGCAGCCCGGCCCAUAUCCAGUUUUGUCUCUGCUAUGCCGCAAGGCAGUGGGGUUCAGAUGGCGGAGGUUCAGGGGUCCGGCAGUGGCUCAAUAGGGUCUAGUGCGGCACCCAUUUCAAGCUCAGCUACAACAGGUGUUGGUGGUGCUAGUGGUACUAGUGGUACUACAUCUUCUAGCAGUCCUCAGAUGCUUCGGGAUUUUUCCAUGGAGAUUUUGGAUAAAAAGGAGCUUCAAUUCUUGGGUCGUUCUGCAAAUCAACAAACUUCAUGUUCAAAGCCAUAAGAUGAGUUUGAAACUUGAAAAAUUUGUUCUUGAAUUUCAUGAAGAUUUAUUUUACCUUCGGCCAUAAAAACAAUUGAUGAAAAUUGAUUCAGAUUUAUGUAUCGUGGUUUUUAGGGGGUGUUUGGUUCGGGAAUGGAUAAAAAAAAAAAAAAAACAUAGAACGUAGUUUUAUAUUGUCUAUCUGGGCUUAUUCAUUCAACUUUCAAGUUUCAAGAGCUGUUCUUUUAUUUAAAAAAUAAUAAUAAUAAACUUGGGAUGUUUUU